GCUGGACUAACAUGUUUGAAAAAGACACCUACCAACUAUCAUAGUAACUACUGAUUUAUUACUGCUGACAAUUUUAUAUAUGUAAAAACAAUUAACUGGACCUUCUAUGUGAGGUAUGGCUGGAAGAGAUCUCUACCCAACCCUGCCUGAUGGGCGAGGCUCAUUUCGAGUUGGUGCAAACAGGCGUGUUGAACUUUCAUUACAAAAGGAAUUGGAUGAUGUUGCUCACAGAUCAUUAGCAGAAAUCUCCAGCAGGAAGGAGGCUGUCAGGCUUGCACCUCUCACCGAUGAUCAGAUUACUGCAAAGAAACUUAAACCUGAAUUCAAGCCACAGAAAGUUCGUGAAAAGAAAAAGACAGUGCCAGUCUUUCACGAUGAUCUGAAGCCAACCUCCUAUACUAAGGAGCACUUCCAGCUGAUUCCCAACAUCCCUCCCUACAACCCCCUGGACAAGCAGCGCCACCCAGACGUCCCAGACAAGAUGCGGAAGUUCCCCUAUGCCAGGGAGCACACUGUUACUACAGCAGAUUUGAAGAAAGCUCAUGUGUCUUCAGUGGGAGUUGUACCAACAAGAGCAAGUGCAAACUUGGCUGAUCUGAAAGUACUUUUGAAAGGUGCCCCAGCUGCAGCCAGUGUCUUGCAAGGGGAGAUAACUCUGUUAGAAAUGGAGCAGGCCAACCAGGCUGAACCUGCCACGCCCCCUCCCCCCUCGACAGACAUCCCUCGCAUUGUUCUGAAUGACAAGAUCUACCGUCUAGAAGAAGACACCAAGGCAGAGGCCGAGAAGAAGAAACCUGCCAUCUUGUCCCAGACUGGCAACAUACAAAACGUCAUGUUCAGUGAGAGACAGAAGCCACCACCUCGACCAUCCUACCUGAACAAACGCAAGAAGAGUUCUCGGCGGAAUGUCGUCAGCCCAGUUGGAGAGGAUACUGAACCGAGUCGACUGAAGAGUGCCCGAAGCAUCCCGUCAUCCCUGCAGAGUGCCCCGAUCAGCUUGCCAGAUGAUGCAGUUUACAGCAAGUACGACAAGGCCAUUGAGGAUAUGGACAUCGAUAUGGACAAUGUAGAGACUGCAGUUGGUGUGUCUGAUGCUGUACUCAAGAGCAGAGCUUCUAGUGUGAAGUCUGUCCAAGACCUCCUGGAAGAGGCCAAGAAGAUCAGUAGUCCUGACUCCGACCCCCUGUACAAGCAGCAACAUGUCAAGUCAGCAGACAGCAAGAAACUGGGGAGCCCCACCCCGCGCAGAUCACGUAGCAGCAGGAAGGAGACACGCAAGAGUGCUGGGAAAGGUGAGAAGAGCAAAGGGAAGCUAUCAGCAAGAGAUACAGAGGAAGAAAGUGGAGGAACGUCCAGGCCUCGGUCCGAGCGGUCAGUGGAUGAGAUCAUCUCCUCCCUCAGGGACCAGUCCAGGACAGGAAUUGUGUCGGAUGCUGACCGGAGGAUCCAGGAGAUCAUGGACAGAGUGAUGUCUCGGGCCAGUGCUGUACUGAGUGAUAUAGGCGUGAAUGAAGCAAGUGAUAGCCCUGAAGUUCAUCGAGAUGGAGAUGCUGAUAACACAAGGGAGGUAACUCCUCAAACUGGCGACGAGACUUCACCUUCUGUUCCGACUCCUGACACUGAUGUCACUCUAGACGCAGAUGACCCUGACCGAGUGAAGGGAGAUCUUAGUGUACCUGACCGUAUCCCAGAAGAGGAAGAAGUACCUGAAGAUACAUCUAGUGCUCAAGUCAUGGAGCAGACCCUGCCACCCCCAGUCAUCCCUGAUGUUCCCCCACCCACAAGGACGACUGCUUCCACAUGGGAUGGCACCACCGAGGUGGACGAGGAGGAGGAAGAGGAGGCUAGGCUAGAGGAAGAACAAGCAGCAGAUGUUGGAGUUGAUAUUCGCCAGGCAUAUGAGGAUCUGCUCGCCCCACCCACAGCCACAUACGAGGACCUGGUGAAGGUGGAGGGUACACAGAAGGAACUGCAGGACCGACAGAUCCCCACCCCCUUCACCGGACCACGCCUCCCUGUCUACUCCACCUCUGUGUCCUUCCUUUCAUCAUGGGCCCCCACGACAGAAAGGAAGUAUAUGCCGACAGCUGAGAAAGAAGAUGAUGGAGGGAAGAAGAGCAUCCAUCACUUUUGUAAGAUGACAUCCGAGUUCCAGCUCCCUAAACAUUUCCAGAACAUUGGCCGGAAGUACCACACACCAGAUCAGUUUUCAUCAUCGUUCCCAGUUCAGCCAUACAGGUUUGGUGCGAUGGGUCCUUCAGUACCGGCUACAGACACUAUAGAGGAGGAGUCUGUGGAGGAGGAUGAGGCUGACCGGAUGUCAGUCAUCGCCCAGCGGGUCAUUGAUGAAGCAGGUCAGGUGGGGUCAGAGGACACGCUGGAGGCGUGGCAGCAGAGGGCGGAGGAAGUGUUUGUCGAGUGUGACAUCAGUGUAGACGGUCAGAAGAUAAGUAUAGGAUCUGAUGAGUCUCGAGUCUACUGGAACCCAGCACCGCCUAAGCUGGACAUCCCCCCAGCCAAGGUGAGGGAGGUGUUGUUCCCGGACUACCAGCGAGCAUCACUAGGACCCGAGUCUCAGCAGCUACAGGCUGUGCCAGAGUCCGACUCUGAGAGUGAGGUUGAAUCUGAACCUGAUGAAACCAAGUUGGACCCAGAAGAUGCAGCUGGUAUCGAGAGAGUCCUCCAUCGCCGGUACCACUCAACUGAGGAUGUCACAGCCUUGGUGAAGGCCAGGAAGGACUGGGAAGAGCAGGUGGUGUCCGGGAAGGUUGACCCCUACAGUGGGAGGAAGAUCCUCACCCCAAGGGAGGCAGAGGAGGGACCAGGAGAUCAGAAAGGGGACAAAGCUGUUACAUCAGCUGCAGAUGAUGAUGCUGCAACACCAUCAACACCUCACUCUGACCAUGGCCAGCAGCCAGCAAUUGAUGACAUACUUCCCCUGGUGAUGCCACUUAGAAGGUCGCAGUCACAGCCCCGGAUGAUGGUGGACGAGGAUGACACGGUGCUGGUCCCUCAGGACUUUAACACUGCCAUGAAGGAGAUCUCGGAGCAGAAGUACCAGAUCCGUCAGUUGAAGAUAAAGCAGCAGCAACAGGUCUUGUCUCCCACUAAAGAAGUGGAGGUUCGGGAGGAGGAGGUUGUGGAGGAGGAGCAGGUUGAGGCAGACAUCCUCAAGUUACCACAGACCCCUAAAGAAGAUAAGUUGACCCCAGCUGAACUUGCUCUGCUGGCCGGGAGGAACUAUGUCAUUCUGCCUAAAAAAAAGAAGUCGAAGCGCAAAGGACCCGUGGACAUGUCCAGGAUCGAGUCCGUCCAGAAGUUUCUGGCUAGCCCGUCCCCCACUGUCUCCAGGUGGGGCUCACUGCCUCGAGUCAACAGAGUCAUCGAGUGGGAACUCAGGGUGCCAAGGCAUGUGAGGUCUCAUCGCUCUAGUCUUCCAAACAUUCUGGACUUUGAGGCAUACAAAACUCAGAAGAGAUACACGCCUAGUGAAGAUGAGAGAGAGUGGGCUCGGGACAUCUGGAAUGUGUGGUUUGACCAGGUAUACCCGCCAACACCGACUGAAUCUGAUGUAGAAGAAGGCAACUAUUUUGACUUCCAGUCAGACACACACACUCAUACAGAGACAAUGUCUAUAUCCAAGGAGGAACGAGCCAAGAAGAGGAAGGAGUCCAUCACUAGUGUAUUGUCCGACACCAUCGACACUCUGGACCCACUCUCCGACACUGAGGAGAAUAUAGAAAUUAUUCAGAUUUUAAAUGAAGAGAUUGAUAAGAUGACGGCCCAAAUCGAGUCAACCGACAAGCCAUCAGCAUUUGAUCUGUGUAGACGUGGAGCUCUGUGUAGGAAGAUUGGUAAAUUGAAGAAUGCCUCUCUGGAUCUAGACAGAGCUAUACAGCUGGAGCCAUUGCUACUAGAUGCCUACUGGCACCGCCAUCUUCUGUACAUCCUCCAAGACAAAAAACAGGCAGCGCUAGAUGAUCUCAACUUUAUCAUGAAGAAAAACAAGAGACACGCUGGAGCAUACAGAUCUAUGGCUGAAAUCUAUCGACGCCAAAACGAUAUAACCAUGGCAAUUGUGAACUACACCCAAGCUCUGAAGCUAAAUCCCCAUGACCACGAGGCUUUCUUCCGCCGAGCCGAGAUGUAUGAGCAGCGUGGUGAGAUGCUGUUGGCCCUGGAGGAUUAUGGGAAGUGUACUAAACUGUUGCCAACACGCACAGAUGCCAUCAUGAAACAUGGAAUGUACUACUUCAAGAACAGGAACUGGAACAAUGCCAUCAAUGACUUCACUGAUCUGAUCCGUGUUGACCCACUGAAUGCCAUAGCUCACCUGUACCGAGGUCAGGCAUAUGCCAGUCAGAAGCUGUGGGCCCCAGCUGUGGAGGACAUGUCAGCUGCCAUCCACCUGAACCCCGAGACAUGGGAGGCCUUCUAUCACAGGGCCUGUAUACUCCGCAAGGCCCACCCAAAGCGAGCUCUACAGGACUACAGCAUGUCACUGCUCAUCAACGACACAGAGGAAAACAUCAUGUCCUACCUACACCGUGGCAUCCUCUACAGUGCCAUGGGCAAGGCUGAGGAUGCCAUCCCUGACUUUGAGAGUGUGCUGAAACUCAACAAAGAUGUUGCCUGUGCUCACGUCAACCUGGGACUUAUCUUCAUGAAGAAAUAUGAGAAUUACCACAGGGCAAUCAAGAAGUUCACCUCAGCCAUCAAGGUUGAGCCAACAUACAUCCGAGCAUAUGUAUGUCGAGGAGAAGCCUACCACAAGAUACAUGAGUUGAAGUUGGCCCUGAGGGAUUUCACACGAGCCAUUCAUCUGAGACCAGACGUCCAGCAUUACUACAUGUACAGGGGUCAGCUGGUUCUAGAGAUGGGCAACAUGGAGCUGGCAGCUUUCUGUGUCAGACAUGCCUCUGAGCUGAGUAACAACUCCACCAGCUCUCUAGGACAAAGACCCACCCAGCAGGCCAUCGUACAGUCCUUCCUCAAGAACUAUGACAAGGCUAUCGACGCUCUGAAGAACGCUACACGGGUGAAACCAGUGGGCAGUCUCUUCAUGCUGCUAGGCAAGACACAGAUGAAGGCGAAGCACUUCAAGGAUGCUAUUGACAGCUUUGAGAUGGCCCUUGUCCAGUUUAAACCAUGGCGGCCCCGAGACCCAUGGCCGCCAGAGACAGCAGAUGCACACUUUCUGUGUGGUGUGUGUCAUAACGAGCUGCGCAACUACUUCGAGGCAUAUGAAGCCUUCAACAGCGCCAUCAAAUUUGAUCCCAACUAUGCUGAGGCUUUCUACCAGCGAGGUCUGGCUAGGAUCAAACUGAAACAGUCCAAGGGCAUCCAAGACUUCAACAGGGCUCUUGCCAUCAACCCCAAGAUAUUCCAGGCCUACCUUAGUCGAGCCUGCUACUAUGGGCUGAAGGGGAACUACACUAAGGCUAUCCUCAACUGUAACGAGGCCAUCAAACUCCAGCCCAACAGUGUCAGGGCAUACCUCUACAGAGGUGCCCUGAAAUAUCACAUCAGGGCAUAUGAGCUGGCUAUCCGUGACCUGAGCAAGGCAGCCAGUAUAGACAGCACCUGUCCCCUAGCUUACUUCAACAGGGCAGUGUGCUACCAGGAGAACAGACAGUACCACAAGGCGCUGAUGGACUAUGGCAUUGUACUGCUGGUGGGAGAACAGCUCAUGUUGAAGGUGCUGAUCAACCGAGGCCUGCUGUACUUUGAGAGGGGGGACUACAGCAAUGCACUGUAUGACUUCCAAAUGGCUGCCAAGCUCAGUCCCUGGGACCAUCGCAUUCACCACACACUGGGUCUGUGUUUCCACAAACUAGGGCAACUACAGGAAGCAGUGAAGACCUUCUCCCAGUGCAUCGAGCUCAAACCCUUCUUCCUGGAUGGCCUCAUCAGCCGCGGCAACGUCUACAUGGACUACGGACACGAUGAUGGACUGAAAUAUGCCAGACGUGACUACGAGCGAGCCCUGAUCCUGGAUCCAAUGUGCCUGGCUGCCCGGGUCAAUCUAGCAUACACGAUGCAGGUAGCAGGGAAACUGAUGCAGGCCUGGAGACACUUCACGGCAGCUAUCACUGUGAAGCCAAGAUUCAAACCAGCCUUGGAAGGACGAGCUAUUGUCAACCUCCAGAUGAGCGACACCUUUGCAGCAUAUCAGGAUAUCAAUGCCUCAGUGAAGGUGUCGGCAACGGCGGAACUCCUCACCAACAGAGGUGUCAUCCAACAGUUUAUGGAUGACCGAGUGAAUGCUAUGAAGGACUACCAGGAGGCCAUCAAGCUUGAGCCAACCUACUCUCUCGCCUACUUCAACGCUGCCAACAUCUACUUCCACACCAGGCACUUCAAGCAGGCACUGGAGUACUACAGUCGUUGUAUAGAGAACAAUCCCCGAGACGAGUCCGCCUUCCUCAACCGAGCUAUCACCAAGGUACUCCUGAAGGAUGGCCAGUCUGCACUGUCCGACUUCCGUUCAGCCAUCAAGUUGAGUCCUUACUCGGCCCACAUGUACUUCAACCGCGGCAACCUGUACUCCUCCAUGCAGCAGUUCGACAGGGCAGAGAAGGACUACACUAAAGCGCUCAGUCUCCAGCCUGACGAUGCCCUGGUGUUGAAGAGACGUGCAGAUGUGCGAGGGAAGCAGGGCAAACGUGAGCAGGCUGUGGUGGACUACAGGAGAGCUAUAGAGCUGCAGACCAGACCCCAUAAACCUGCUGUGUAGAGUUGUAUCUACCCCCAGCUCUCUCAGCUUAUAGUACAUGUUUGAUAUAGCCCGAUGGCUUGUGGUACCAGUAAUUUUUGUGUGACUCCAAGCACCACCUGAGCAGAGGACAGUCUCUACCAAUUGGUCAGUGAGGUUGGACAUCUGCUAAAGAUAACAUGCAAGCUGUUUCGAAGAGAUGUAUAACAAUGGAUUGAGAGAUUGAUGUUCUGCAUAUGAAUGUCAGAAGUCAAUAAUAGGGCUGUGAUCACGUCUGGGAUAAAGCUGAGAUGCAUGAUUGCUUUUAAUAACAAUUGAUACUGAUUACAGGAAUAUACCUCCACAUGUUGUGUGUGUUAAGGUGUUGCUGUGACAUACAGUUGCACAUCAGCUCAACUGAACACCUUCGUCAUCAUGGAAUAUAGGUACUAAUGUUUCAGGUAUGAUGCAUGGCCUGUUUAUUGUUUUAAAAAUCUGUGAUAUAUGUGAUUCUGUGAUAUUGGUGUGGUCAUGGAGGAAUUAUUACCUCAACUUACUGUUCUACCUUUUACAAGUAGCAUAUUCUAUUGCCUACAUCAGGUUUUAUUGUGAUGUCAAACAAAUAUGUCUUUAAAUUGGAGUGAUCUUUAUCAGAAUAUGCUUUGUUUCUAGGCUGCAGCUGUGAGGUCUGUAAGUUAUAGUUUCAACAUGUUAAAUUACUCAACUUUUGAUGAGGAAAGUUAUAUCAUUUAUCAAAAGUUGAGUGGUUUGAUGCAUUAUGACCAAUAUUCUGCCAGUAUUAAAGGAAUGUGGUGUAAAUUGAUAAUAGCAGUUGUAAGGUUGCUAUUUCAGCAAUCACAUCAGCCAAAAUGCAUGUAUCACAUUCCACGAAAUUCCAACCAAAUAAAAUAUUCCACAUUCCGUCCCAAACAAUUUUUUACACCCCAAUUUUUUGUAUUCUUGCAUGGACAUGAAAGUUGUUAUAAUGUUCAUGUGAAGCUUUGUGUUAUAUACAGGUUUUGCUGACGGGAUUUCCUAUGAAAUACAACUUGUCAUAAUAAACAGUAUCUUUUGACACACAAAUUUAUGGGCAUUUACGAAUGUAUAUCUGUGUGUCCCUUCAAACCAUGAAAAUGAAUCCAAAAGAAAAUAUCUACCUGGAAAUCAUGGAUCCUCUCUUGAGCACAUUUUACUUUCCACUCAAAGACCACAAAUCCAUGGACCAGAAAUCUGUAUAAGGGUUGGUGGGGUGGGGUAGCGUAGACUCGUCAUGUUGACGACCCGAGUUUGAUUCCCCACAUGGGUACAAUGUUCUGGUGUCCCCCCCACCAUGAUAUUGCUAAAAGUGCCGUACAUGCAGCCCUACAUUUUGGGUAUAUGACCCAAAUUAGAAAGGCCUAUUUCAAGCUUUCAAAUGACAAUAACAAUGAUCUGCGUCACACUGUGUCGUCAUUCAUCUAAGAAGAAAAACUGACAAAUGUUGAGGAUCCAUAACCUUUAUUCAGUCAUGCAAAAUAAAUGUUAUGCUGAAAUUCAUAUUUACAUAUGUACAAAAUGACAAUGUGCUGGAUGGUUGAAAGAUAUACUAUAUGUUGGACAACUGUUUGUUGUAGAAAAGUAAAAAAUGAGUUUGUGCUUGCAA
Haliotis rubra (blacklip abalone) is the source of this 8336-nucleotide messenger RNA. RefSeq lists its product as uncharacterized. The record is from RefSeq and is a predicted model, not a curated record. Gene Ontology annotation, molecular function: protein binding. Lineage: Eukaryota; Metazoa; Mollusca; Gastropoda; Lepetellida; Haliotidae.